Tachyglossus aculeatus (Australian echidna) is the source of this 2767-nucleotide messenger RNA. RefSeq names its product sterol carrier protein 2 (gene SCP2). The record is from RefSeq and is a predicted model, not a curated record. NCBI's taxonomy places the organism in Eukaryota, Metazoa, Chordata, Mammalia, Monotremata, Tachyglossidae. The coding region runs from base 66 to 1820 and encodes 584 amino acids. The transcript is spliced from 16 exons. Gene Ontology annotation, molecular function: acyltransferase activity, transferring groups other than amino-acyl groups.
CCCGCGCGGGGGGCCCGGCCGGUCGUCCGUCAGUGCGUUCGUCUCCUCAGGCGGGAGAGGAGCCGAUGUGGGCGGCGGCCCAGCGACCGACCGUCCUUCCUUCUGUCCGUUCUUCUGUCCGUCUUUCUUUCCAUCCUUCCUUCUGUCCGGUCCGUCCCUCUGUCCGCCCUCCCGCCGCCAUGGCCCCGGGCCCACCCGACCGCCGCGUCUUCGUGGUGGGAGUUGGCAUGACCAAGUUUGAGAAGCCUGGACUUCAAGGGGCGCCUGACUACCCUGAAAUGGCCCAAGAGGCAGGCCAGAGAGCUUUAGCUGACGCAGAGAUUCCUUAUUCGGCUGUGGAACAAGCGUGUGUUGGCUACGUUUAUGGCGAUUCCACCUGUGGCCAGAGGGCUGUCUACGGUUUAGGAAUGACAGGCAUUCCCAUCAUCAAUGUGAACAACAACUGUUCUACUGGCUCUACUGCUCUGUUCAUGGCCCGACAGCUCAUCUUGGGAGGUUUGGCAGACUGCGUCUUGGCUCUUGGGUUUGAAAAGAUGGAAAAAGGAUCCCUCGGAUCAAAAUACACAGACAGGACCAACCCGAUAGACAAGCACAUCGAAGUGAUGGUGAAGAAGUAUGGCCUCGCCACAAAGCCAAUAGCCGCUCAGCUGUUUGGAAAUGCCGGGAAGGAGCACAUGGAAAAAUAUGGGACAAAAAUAGAACACUUUGCAAAAAUUGCAUGGAAAAACCAUAGCCAUUCGGUCAAUAACCCGUAUUCCCAGUUUCAGAAGCAGUACAGCCUAGAUGAAGUGCUGAAGUCUAAACAAAUUUAUGAUUUCCUGACGGUCUUACAGUGUUGCCCGACGUCCGACGGGGCCGCGGCGGCUGUUCUGGCCAGCGAAGCGUUCGUGAGGAAGCAUGGGCUGGAACUCAAAGCCGUGGAAAUCUUGGCGCAGGAGAUGGUGACGGAUCUCUCAAGCUCGUUCGGAGACAGCUGUAUUAAAAUGGUUGGCUUUGACAUGACUAAAGAAGCCGCCAGGAGAUGCUAUGAAAAGUCAGGCCUGAAACCAAGUGAUAUUGAUGUGAUCGAGCUUCAUGACUGUUUCUCCUCCAACGAACUCAUUACUUACGAAGCUCUGGGGCUCUGUCCUGAAGGGAAAGCGGGCGAACUGGUCGAUAGAGGAGACAAUACGUACGGAGGAAAAUGGGUCAUAAACCCGAGUGGGGGAUUGAUCUCCAAAGGACACCCUCUCGGAGCCACAGGCGUGGCGCAGUGCGCCGAGCUGGUGUGGCAGCUGCGGGGCCGGGCCGGGCGGCGCCAGGUGCCGGGGGCCAGCGCCGCCCUGCAGCACAACCUGGGCCUCGGGGGCGCCGUCGUCGUCACCCUCUACGCCAUGGGCUUCCCCCGCCACCGCCACCACCGCGACCACCGCGACCACCGAACUCACCCCAUCGAGGCCGUUCCCACCAGCUCCGCCGUCGAUGGAUUUAAGGCGAACCUCGUCUUUAAAGAGAUUGAGAAGAAACUCAAAGAGGAAGGCGAGCAGUUUGUGAAAAAAAUCGGAGGAAUUUUUGCCUUCAAAGUGAAAGAUGGCCCCAGCGGGAAAGAAGCCACCUGGGUAGUGGAUGUGAAGAAUGGCAAGGGUUCUGUGGCCAUCAACUCAGAUAAGAAGGCCGACUGCACCAUCACAAUGGCUGAUGCUGACUUGCUGGAUUUAAUGACCGGAAAGAUGAAUCCUCAGGCGGCGUUCUUUCAGGGCAAAUUGAAAAUAACCGGCAACAUGGGUAUGGCUAUGAAAUUACAGAACCUUCAGCUCCAGCCCGGCAAAGCCAAGCUGUGAGGAGCUCCCUGAGCCACUUGAGAAAAAUCAAGAUGCAACCCCGAUCUCUUUGAGAGAUGCUACACCGGCAUGAGGCAUCUGCAAUCACAUGGAAUCAAUUUGCAUUUAAAUGAAAAUGAACAGCCCUGUCUUUCCCUUGACCCUCUCCCCUCCCUCCCUCCCAACCUCCCACACCUCCCCUUCCAGCUCAUCAGUCCUGCUCCUGAGCUAAACUGUUAGCUGGAACCCUACAAGGUAAUGUGGAAAUUAGGGGAUGGGAAGAAUCCGAGGGGCACCGGAUAAAGAACAAUAAAAUCCAAAACAAAAUUUGGGAAGCACUUUGCUCUAAUUAGUUCUUCAAGUCACAGAUCUGGUAUUUAGCAAUAGGAUUUCUUUCUGAGUUUCCGAUCUGAACUGUCCGCCAGAGAAAGCUAAGAAGAAAACAUAAUAGGAGCUGGCAGUAAUUAGCGUGCUGGUUGUAAUGACAUAAUCCACUUGCACUAAUGUGUCUAAUUAGCUUGGUUGAAAUUCAGGCAUUUUCAUUUAUUUAAUGAAAUUUAAAUUAGCAGAAGGCAACAAAAUCUGGAUUUGGGUAGAAAUAUCGUUCAGCGUCUUGGUCUGCUGAAAAAAUCCUUUCAACUGGAAAACCAAAACACUUUGAAGAUUUUCCUUUUGAAAAUCAGGGCGUUAGAAUUAGAAAAAUGCCGUUGCUCAUAAUCAGGAGGCCACCAUUUACCUUUGAGGCAUUCAUAAUGCCCCUCUACUUGGGACUAGAGUUAAACCAUAACUGGGAAAUAAGUUGGAGGUUACUGAUUUUAAAAUUCACUUUAAUCAGCUAACUUGGCUUACUGCUUUUCUAAUGUGGGUUUUAUCAAAUAUUUUCUUAUAACUUUAGAGUUGGAAUAAAAUAAUGGUUUUAAAAGAAUGUUUAAUAGAAAUUAAAGUAGCUUUUCCUGGUUUGCCUGGUU